Cladophialophora psammophila CBS 110553 is the source of this 1929-nucleotide messenger RNA. RefSeq lists its product as uncharacterized. The transcript has a single exon. Bases 1 to 1929 code for a protein of 642 amino acids. Gene Ontology annotation, cellular component: nucleus. The record is from RefSeq and is a predicted model, not a curated record. NCBI's taxonomy places the organism in Eukaryota, Fungi, Ascomycota, Eurotiomycetes, Chaetothyriales, Herpotrichiellaceae. Gene Ontology annotation, molecular function: exonuclease activity; nucleic acid binding.
AUGUUCUCCUCCCUCGGCCAUUUUCGCAAUGUUCCGUGUCCUCGGCAGGACGACUGCAGCCUCCAAACCUGUAUCUUCUCACAUAGCUGGAGAGUGCCUAGCCCUGAGGCAGACCAUGGCCUCAACUCUGCGAAAGAAUAUGAUCCGUUCAGCGCGGGGGAGAUAUCAUCUCCGCCGUCGAAGAGAAGGAAGCUAGAAUCCCCUCCCCACCAGCCAGUGAUUUCAAAUGCCGUGCAUCCAGACACUAGAGGCUUAGAAGUGUCUACCCCAGCAUCGUUCGGACCACAGCCGCCUUCACCGUCACGGACAGUGAGUCAGCUCGCGCGAGAAAUCCCAACUCCAAGCCAGAUUCGACGCCAUGUGAUACAAGGGCAUGCUAAAGGGAAGCCGACUUCUCUCGCAAGACCUGUGUCGCCUCCACCAACGAAACUCCGCAAUGAGUCUUCAGUCCUAAUCAAGAAGCAACCGGUAAAAGUUGAAUCACUAACUCCGCGAAACGUUGCAAACGCCCCGGCGCUCUUGAAGACGAGAUUGACAGUGCUGCAGAAGCUGCACGAGGAAAUGCGGACUCAAAAUAGCAAGCUUGCUGAUUCGGACACUAAGCACAGAUCGCUCGCGCUAGAUGAACAGGAGUUGGUAAGGUUCGCCCUCGACGAAGAGGAAGCCGCUACAAAACUGGGAGGCGAAAUUUACAAGAAUACCAUGGCUCAAAAUAUUCUGCGAACUAGAAAGAUGACUAUGAAGGAGUGGGUCGAGAGAGUCUCGCAAUGGACUGGAGCAACAUCAACGGCCAAUGUCCACGCUAAGCCAGUUGACAAGAGGGAUGAUCUUCUUUCGGCAGGCUUACCAUCUCUGCACGAACAGGUUGCUGUCCUCAAGCAUCUCCACACACCUUUGGAAGGCCUCGAGAAGUUCGGUUAUGUGACCACGCAACCAUCCAGCUCCGAGCUUGCUUCGGUGAAUGCGGGAUUGGUAGCAAUCAGAGGCUUUGAAAGCUGCGAUCGAUGUGGGACGAGAUUUCAAGUCUUCCCCGGCCGAGAUGAGACAGGACGCUUGACAAGCCAGGGAAGGUGUCGUUAUCACUGGGCUCGACCAAAUCGCACAGUUCCCCUGAAGAGGGAUAGAACUCAAGGUCAAUCGGAAGCAAUCUACCCUUGUUGUAACAAGCCACAAGGAAGUGAAGGCUGUUCGGACGCCGACUCACAUGUAUUCGUGGUCAAAGACCCCAGGCGCCUUGCGACAAUCCUGCAAUUUGAGCACACUCCAGAAAAGUCCGACAUCCGACUCAGACAACCCGUUUCCUUCGAUUGCGAAAUGGGCUACACCACGCAUGGGAUGGAGGUUAUUCGAGUUACGGCCGUCUCGUGGCCUGACGGGAGGCUUCUACUUGACGUCUUGGUCCGACCUUUUGGGGAAAUCCUGGAUCUGAAUACUAGGUUCUCUGGAGUGACAAAAGAAGUCUAUGCAUCAGCGCUGCCGUACGAGGCCGCUCUCUCUGAAGGCGUCCAGGAAACGCAUCUCGACGACCGCCAGCUCCGUAAAGUGGACUCGCCGGCCGCAGCCAGGCAAUUGCUGUUCGAGCACAUCAGUCGAGAGACUCCACUGAUAGGCCACGCCAUUGAAAACGACUUGAACGUUGUGAGGAUCAUACAUCCCUAUGUGGUCGACACAGUCCUCUUGUAUCCUCACCCACGAGGAUUACCGAUAAGAUACGGACUGAAGCUGCUCAGUCAAAAGUAUCUGUCCCGGGGUAUUCAAACUGCGGGCGAGGCUGGACAUGACUCGAAAGAAGACGCAGUGGCUACGGGAGACCUGGUCACGAAGAAGGUGGCAGAGAAAUGGAAACUGAUGAGAUGUGAAGGGUGGGCAUUCAUGGACGGAAUCCUUAUGGCACCAGAGGAGACGAAGCCGUUGGAACACGUGCCUUGA